GUCAGCCAGUGUCCCUGGAAGCUCAAAUGCAGCUGCUGGCAGUAAUCGUCGUCUUCAGCAGACUCAACACCAAGUAGAUGAGGUUGUUGACAUCAUGAGAGUGAAUGUGGACAAGGUAUUGGAGCGAGAUCAGAAGCUGUCAGAGUUGGAUGACCGUGCUGAUGCACUGCAAGCAGGAGCUUCUCAGUUUGAGACCAGUGCGGCCAAGCUGAAAAGAAAGUAUUGGUGGAAGAACUGUAAGAUGUGGGCAAUAUUGAUAGCUGUUGUUGUCUUUAUCAUCAUCAUCAUUAUUG
Messenger RNA from Antrostomus carolinensis (chuck-will's-widow), 293 nucleotides. RefSeq names its product vesicle associated membrane protein 3 (gene VAMP3). The transcript is spliced from 3 exons. The record is from RefSeq and is a predicted model, not a curated record. Lineage: Eukaryota; Metazoa; Chordata; Aves; Caprimulgiformes; Caprimulgidae. The annotation marks the transcript as partial. Gene Ontology annotation, cellular component: membrane. Gene Ontology annotation, biological process: vesicle-mediated transport.